Helicoverpa armigera (cotton bollworm) is the source of this 690-nucleotide messenger RNA. RefSeq names its product nucleoside diphosphate kinase 6. NCBI's taxonomy places the organism in Eukaryota, Metazoa, Arthropoda, Insecta, Lepidoptera, Noctuidae. Gene Ontology annotation, biological process: CTP biosynthetic process; UTP biosynthetic process; GTP biosynthetic process. Gene Ontology annotation, molecular function: nucleoside diphosphate kinase activity. The transcript has 3 exons. The record is from RefSeq and is a predicted model, not a curated record. The coding region runs from base 146 to 661 and encodes 171 amino acids.
UUUGAAAUUUGACACUUUGUGUCAUCAGCUGUUUGGCUCUCGUUUAUUUUUCUGAACAGGCGGAAAAUUAAGAAAAAAAGAUUUUUAUCAACACAAAUUGAAAGAAGUUAUGACUGAAACUAGGAUCUAAAGUUACAUUUACGCAAUGCAGAAGCUUCAACUAACGUUAGCCAUAAUAAAACCGCAUGCGGUGUCGAAUCCAGUAGUGCUAUCAUUCAUUAGAAAUAUUUUGAAAAAUAAGUUCAUCGUUGUGAAAACAAAAAGGGUAAAUCUAGAUACAGAGACUGCUUGCAGAUUUUAUCAAGAACAUGUUGGCAAGUUUUUCUAUAAUCGCCUUACUACAUUCAUGGCUAGUGGGUGCAUAGACCUGCAUGUGCUGGGGCACGUGAAUGCUAUACACCUGUGGCGGAAGAUCCUAGGGCCUACCAGCGUUUACAAGGGACAGUUUCAAGACCCUUACUGCUUGAGAGGCAUGUUUGGGAUAUCUGACACUAGGAAUGUUGCUCAUGGAUCUGAUUCUGAAGAUUCUGCUGAAAGGGAGAUCAAGUUCUUUUUCCCAGAAUUCUCCUUCUACCAUUGGCGCCUGGAUGAUGAAGAAUGGUUCCGGCGGGGUCCAAUAAUAUUCAAUGACCAUUUCUUUCAACAUGUUAAGAAGCUUUAGAUAGUAAUAGUUAUAAAAAUAACUUGCUG